Messenger RNA from Scatophagus argus, 5973 nucleotides. Its product is annotated as serine-rich adhesin for platelets-like. Gene Ontology annotation, molecular function: nucleic acid binding; zinc ion binding. The transcript has 14 exons. NCBI's taxonomy places the organism in Eukaryota, Metazoa, Chordata, Actinopteri, Scatophagidae. The coding region runs from base 1733 to 5854 and encodes 1373 amino acids. The record is from RefSeq and is a predicted model, not a curated record. Gene Ontology annotation, cellular component: nucleus.
GCCGGUGUUGAAAGUAACUGAAUUCACAGUGAGCCAUCUCAGUAAAUCAUUGACUUCACCCGACACCCCGAGCCCUCAUGCAUGCAUGAAAUGACCAACAGUUGUUAAGAUAAGAUAAGAUAAUCCUUUAUUAACUGGGAAAUUACAGUGUUACAGCAGCAAACUGGAUAUGGAGGGUGCAAAGCAUGCAGGGAUAAAGGAAGGAUGAGUAUUCCAAAAGAAGAAAUACACAGUGCAGAGAGUAGAGAGUAAAGUUAAUCCUUCAUGCAUCUGCAGAAACCCUGUGAUCUGCAUGCAGUAUUUACUCAGAGGCUACACAUGCUUAAUACUGUAGUAUUCAGAUUGAUAUACUCCAUCAGUAAGUCUUAUUGUUUCCCCACCCUGAUGAUGCUGUGAUCGUAAAAUCUUAAAUGUGUAUAACAAAUUAGGACACACUCUUCUGUUUAUGUAUUUACUGCUGAGGACCACUAGGGGUCACCAUUCUGACAUCAAUGGCACCAAGCGCAGUCGCAGUACGUAGUCUGUACAUGAUCAACUUUAUCCUGCAGGAGACUUGCAUCUUAUAAGCUCUAAGGCAUGUGUCCUCACACAAACACAGAUUUUUAAACUAUUUAAUAUUAAUAUUUGGGCUUAGCUGAGCGUCACUUUAAUUCAGUGAAAUACCUUUCUGUGCAGACGGACAGUCUUUAAGCGUUUGGUGAUCCUCUGACCUUGUGCACCACUGUGGGUCAAUGACUCGACCCCAGUUUUAGUAGAACCUUUGGACACAGAUAUCUCACCCCCCAAGACUCUCUUGCAUGCCUCUCUCUCUUGCUCUCUCUCUCUGUCUCUCUGUCCCUGUCUCGGCGGUGUCCCCACCCCCCACACCCCUCCAGCUGCUGGCUCAGAGGGACGGGUGGAGUGCAGUGCAGCGCUGAUUCGACUUCCAGUCUCUCGUGGCUCAAAUCCUGCUGAGACACCAAUAGCUUAAGCCCUCAGAAAUCCGAAGCACUCGUGUUGCUUUCUGGGACACCUGAAAUGUUGGACUGCGGGGAUGUCGGAGGACGUGUGCUUUGGAGAAACUGGGAAAAUUUACUGACUUCGUUUUGAAUUGAUUUGUUUCCUGGUAUUUGACUUUUUAGCCAGCGUUAAAAUUGGUUGGUUGUGACAUAUUUGAAAGCACCCUGUGAAAGUGGAUCCACUGACUUGAGGAUUUGUCACUUCAGGAAAAUCAAACAGUUUUCUUUGUAAACGUGGAAAUAAUUCACACAAAAUGGCAAGAGAACAACCUCUUUUUAACAUUUUUUUUUAACAUCUAAUUUUGGGAUUUCUCUUUGGACGAAAGUGGACAUGUGCGUGAUGAAGGCAUUAGGAGUGUGUGCUGUACACAAGUCUGCAUGUUUGUUUGUGUGUGUGUAUUUCUGUGUGUACUUGUGAACAUGUUGGAGGAGAAGAAGCCUCGUGGUGCUCAGCAACAAGGCCCGACGGCGAGGGGCCACCCAAAGACCCCGAGGAUCGGCGGCAGCACCCGAAAAGCGAACCACAUCUCGAACAGCCUGAACGCCAUCAGUCCUGCACGCCGGUGAGGCCACAAGUCUGUGUCUUUACUUUGCUUUUCGAGCACUGUGCCCCUUCCCCUGCUCCAGGGCCCUUAACAAGCCCUCUAAUUGGAGGGCUCUCAGGGUGCUCGCUUCUGAUUGGUCAGCAAGCUGCCUCCUUACGGCUGGCCCAACUGAAAGCCCAGCUGGCACUGAUGCAGAUAAACAACGCUCUUGCUGUUGGCAGCCGAGCCACACCCUUUAAAGCCAACUCCACCACACCUGCUCCCUACAUACCUGCAACACCGCCCUCCCCUACUGCUGCUGCUAUCAAUCUGCUUAACCUUCUGAAGAUUGCAAACACCAUGUCCCAUCCCCGGUACAACCCCUAUGCCUCUGGGAACCAAAGUUCUACGCAGGGGCAAUAUGGAUUCUCCAGUUCUCAAGCAGAAAGGGACCCUCGGAGGGCAGCUUCUCGUCUUGGACCUGGGUCUAGCUCCUCUGUGAUUCCUGACAACUCAAAGGGAAUGUUACCAUCACUGAUGUCCCAGUCACUGAACUACAGGCCUGAACAUAGUAGGGCCACAGUGGAUGAGGAUAUAGAAAGGUCUGUAGAAUUGCAUAUUAGCAGAGCCAGAGAGGGGGUGAGCUUUCUUGGAAAACAGAUGGAUGAGUUUCGCUCUUCAGGAACAGGAACUGGCUCCUAUCCAAUGUCCUCAAGUUCUGCCUCUAUGGGACAUAGACACUCGGAAGUUGAAGGUGGCAGUAACUCCUUGGAUUGGUCGCUGAACCGCAAUAGGUCCACUGCUGACGACUCUCAGUUUUAUUCAUCAUCUGCUUCGUCUAAAUAUGCAAGCGAUAGUGACGGUAGGUUUAAUGCCCCCAGUGAAAGAGAACCUGAAAUUCAGUCCAUUCCAGGGUUAGAUGAUUGUGACUAUCCAGCGCCAGACAAACCUGCAGCUCCUGCAGACUCCAGUCGACCUAAGUACACCUCUCAAUCAGCUGCUAACAUCCUUAUGCAUUUUGGACUUGAGAAAGAGGACUUGGAACAUCUCAUCUCCUAUCCUGAAGACCAGAUUACUCCUGCUAACCUGCCGUUCAUCUUGCGGCAAAUCCGCAUUCAGAAGGUCAAGAGAACUGCACCUGCAAGUCAGUCAAAACCCUACCCUGAACCCCAACCCACCAGAAGUGUGAGUGGAAUGGACAGUCACGGUUUCAGUACUUCUGGAGGGGCAGGAAUGCGCCAGGAAAAAAUAUCAUCAGCUGUUCUCCAGCCAAGUAAAGUGAUUGACUACGGCCAUACUGGGAAAUAUACCGGAGUGAUCGGGGAUGAGGUCAACAGUGCUGGCGGUGGAAGUAUGUCGAUCAUGGACACUUAUGAUAGUAGCAGACACAGUCAAGAACCGCUGCAAAAACAUACAACAGAGUUAAAAAGCGGUGUCUUGGGUUCUUCACGCGAGCAGGCAAGUUCUGUUACCGGUCUCAGCUCUUCGUACAGGUCAGUACUGAACCCUGUGGGUCCCCCAAGCCACGAUCAGACCAAACAAUUGCAGGCUCAAUCACAGCAGACCUCCCAAACAAUCCUCAGCUCUUUCUCUGUGCCGAAGAAAGACACAGACAUCAGAGGUCUCAAGUCGGAACCGUCCAAACCUGUAACUUUGAAAGAACCACAGGCAGAUAGCCAGUCCACGUCGAAAAGCCAACCGUCCUGCACUCUGGUGCGUGGAGUGCAUCCCAGCCGACCCGGCCUUGUGCUCAUUGACAGUAAAAAAAACAAUGGCGCUAAGGGUCAGAGUAAAACUCAAGGUCAAGCGUCAACAGUUACUGAGCAGAUGAAAACGCAGCAGAUCCAGCCGAAGCAGCCUAUGGAGCGACAACUGAAGCAGCAGAUGCAGCUGCAGACACAGAAGCAACCGACACAGCAGAUGGGACAAUCGAUGUGGCCUCCUGUUUAUUCUUCUGCGACCCCAGUUCCCUCUGCUCCUCUUAUCCCCAACAUCAUCGACGCCUCCCGGGUGCUGUCACGUUCGAUGUUUGUCCCUCGUCCCAUGAUUUUUCCUCCAGCUGUGCCUCCGCUUCUCCCGGCCCUGAUGAACUUAAAUCAGAUGACCCUGGGGACUUCCAGCAAGCCGCCUCCUGAAAAGGUGGCGCCCUCUAAGGGUCUGCCCACACCGGCCAUGAUGCAUGACUAUGCAGCGGCCUCCCCAAGAAUCUUUCCACAUACCUGUUCUCUGUGUAACAAAGAAUGUACUCAUAUGAAGGACUGGAUCUCCCACCAGAACACCAACAUUCACCUUGAGAAAUGCAAACUCCUGCGAAGACAAUACCCAGAGUGGGAUGGCGAGAUAAAACUCGAGCCCAGAGAUGCAGCUAAAGAUGCCAAGUCCUCAGCCUCAACCUCUUCAAAGAUUUCACAGCAUAGUAACCAGAAAACAAAGCACGGAAGUCGCUCCCGCUCCGGUUCGUUGAGCCCCCGUCGCCGCCAUGGCUCAGAAAGUAGACGGGAUCGAUCACCAUAUAGUUGCAGAUACACUCGCAGGUCUCGUUCUCGUUCCCCAUGGCAUGAGCACCCGAGCUCCUCCCACCAUCGGCCUCUUUCAAGGAGUUCCAAGAGGCGACUGCCACCGAGGAGGAGCCGUGAGAAACCACCGCCACCGAGGAGGAGCCAUGAGAAACCACCACCGCCGAGGAGGAGCCAUGAGCAAUUGUGUACAGGGAGAACAUCCCCGAAACGAAAGAGGUCAAACAGUGCAGAGAGGCUGGCUAACAAACUACUGGGAACAUCAGCUGUCCAUGAUCUGUCAAAACAGUCUGACCUGGAGGCUGUGGUUAAAACUCUGGCUCCUGCCUUACUGGCUGAGCUUGCCAAGAUGAAGUCAUCCUCCUCUUCUACACCAAAGAAGGACUUGACUUCAGGGCCCUCUAAAGCAAAGCCCAGCCUGCAGAAAACCAAGGAGACUAAGGAGGGGAAGAAACCUCCUCAGAACCUGAAGAGUUUUAAACAGCGACUGCAAGAUGAUGGCGAGAUCACAAUAAAGUUGGACCCGCCCACCUUCACAGUUAAAACUCAGCCUCCAGCAGUGUCACAUCAGAGCCGGCCUCCUCCGUCUGAACCUUCAGAUGAUAGGUCACAGCCUGCUGUGCAAACCAGUGGCCCUGGUGGGUCCACCCCGUCUCAGUCCAGCACAGCAGGACCAGGUGCCGCUGCCUGUGAAGAUGUAGAGAAAGCAAACGAGGGAGAGGCGUCAGCAACAAGUUCGAUCUCUGCUGCUGACGUGACGUCCACCUCUGUAGUCAGCGAUGGAGUGACGAGCCCGGCUUGUUUCAGCCCUGCCCCCUCAGCCACGCCUGAAAACGUUUCAGGACUUCUGCAGAUCAACGAGGACAUUUUCAGGGUCAUCACAGCAGCCGUUCGCCAGCACAGACUCACCCAACAGAGCAGGUCCCACAGUGAGGAGAAAGCGAGUCCCAGCAGACGCAACACAAGCUCUAGAACUGUACCAGCUGAAGACACUUCUGAAAGAACGGAUCAGGAUGAUUUCACAAAUGACGAUGCUUCUUCAUCCGCCUGCCUUAUUGAGGAGCAGAAUUUCAAUUUCGACGACUUUGUCACUGUUGAUGAGGUUGGCGAUGACGACACAAGCCGAGAGCCUGUUAGUUCCUCCUCUUCCUCCUCCCAAGCGAGAAGUGAGAGGCGGAGCUCAGGUGUGUCGUCUCCUGGCAGACAGACUUCGAUGAGGUCUUUGAAAACUUCUAAGAGCUCAUCCUCUUCUUCAUCCUCAUCCAAGUCCACUAAAGACACAUCUAACUCAAGCUUGUCACCAAAGAAAUCACCUGAUUCGUCUACGUUGUCAAGUGACGGCCAGCAGGUCCAGAAAACAGAGGUGGACGCAGCGAGCCAAGCCGACAUCAGUGCUGCCUCUGCUGGGCAGGAGCUGCACCCUCUGAACCAGACACCAGAAGGAGGUGUGGAGCAGGGACAGGAGGAGAAGGAAAGAUGGAGCAGGGCGGACAUGAAAGUGGUGAGUAAACGGAGGGCGGAGCUCGUCGGACCUGAAGCAAAACGAUCUCGUUCUCAGUCUCCUUGUGCCGCCGCCGACUUCACACUGCCUGCAUUCAAACCCAACAACCCCCUCGGUCAGGAGUUCGUGGUCCCCAAAUCAGGUUAUUUCUGUAAUCUGUGCUGUGUUUUCUACCUGGACGAGACCAACGCCAAGGAGCUGCACUGUGGCAGUCGGAGGCACUACGACAAUCUGCAGAAAAUUUAUCAGAAGCUUGAACAGAAACCAUCAAGAAGUUCAACAUCGAGCUCUCAAGACUCAAGACUUUCUGACUGAUUGUGACUUCAUCUCCACUUUUUCCCACUAUGCAAAAGUGAGGCCAAAAUAUCCCUGAUACAAGUGCCGCCAUCUCGUUCUGGUGAUAUCAUUUGGAGCCAGAGCCUUUGCAGUAGUGA